CGUUCGCAGCAUCAGUACAAUUCAAGCAAGAGAACACAACACAUCAAAAGUGAGAGCUAAACGCGCAAAAAGUAUUCAAUUCAAAACGACUAUUACAAUUUAAGCACAGAGUGUGAAUUAAAUUAAUACGUGAGUGAGUUUAAAAAAAGUAAAAUUCGAAUUGAAUUUCUGUUUCAAGAAGAAAUAAAAACAAGUGAAAAUGUCCGCAAUCGGUAUUGACCUGGGUACCACGUACUCCUGCGUGGGAGUAUUCCAGCAUGGCAAAGUGGAAAUCAUUGCCAACGACCAAGGUAACCGGACAACACCCAGUUAUGUAGCCUUUUCCGACUCGGAGCGGUUGAUUGGUGAUGCUGCAAAGAACCAGGUUGCGAUGAAUCCACGCAACACAGUGUUUGAUGCUAAGCGAUUGAUUGGCCGCAAAUUCAACGAUCCGAAGAUUCAAGCUGACAUCAAGCAUUGGCCGUUCACCGUUGUCAACGAUUGCAGUAAACCGAAGAUCGAAGUCGAGUUCAAAGGUGAAAGGAAGCGGUUUGCACCGGAAGAGAUCAGUUCAAUGGUUCUGACGAAGAUGAAAGAAACGGCUGAAGCUUAUCUGGGACAAAGUGUUCGGAAUGCGGUCAUUACAGUCCCAGCUUAUUUCAACGAUUCUCAGAGACAAGCUACAAAGGAUGCUGGGGCUAUUGCCGGUUUGAAUGUAAUGCGAAUUAUUAAUGAACCGACGGCAGCUGCAUUGGCCUACGGAUUGGACAAGAACUUAAAGGGAGAGCGAAAUGUUUUGAUUUUUGACCUGGGUGGCGGAACAUUCGACGUUUCUAUCUUAACCAUUGAUGAAGGAUCAUUGUUCGAAGUGCGAUCCACUGCCGGAGAUACACAUCUGGGAGGAGAGGACUUUGAUAAUCGUAUGGUAUCACACUUCAUAGAUGAAUUUAAACGCAAAUUCAAGAAAGAUCCUUCGACGAAUCCACGAGCACUAAGACGAUUGAGAACGGCGUGCGAACGAGCCAAGCGUACAUUAUCAUCAAGCACCGAGGCUACAAUCGAGAUCGACGCUCUGGUAGAUGGAAUCGAUUACUACACAAAGAUUUCCCGAGCACGAUUUGAGGAACUUUGUUCGGAUUUGUUCCGCUCGACGCUGCAACCAGUGGAGAGAGCUCUUUCGGAUGCGAAGAUGGACAAGAGUGCAAUCCAGGAUAUUGUCCUAGUUGGCGGCUCAACACGAAUUCCAAAAGUCCAAUCGUUGCUUCAGAAUUUCUUCUGCGGAAAAUCGUUAAACUUGUCGAUCAACCCAGAUGAAGCGGUGGCUUAUGGUGCCGCAAUCCAGGCUGCUAUUCUCAACGGCGAUAAAGAUGAAAAGAUUCAAGAUGUGCUGCUUGUUGACGUGGCUCCACUUUCACUGGGAAUUGAAACCGCGGGAGGUGUGAUGACUAAACUAAUCGAACGGAACAGUAGAAUCCCGUGUAAACAGACGCAGACAUUCUCAACUUAUGCAGACAACCAACCUGGAGUAUCAAUUCAGGUGUUUGAAGGAGAACGAGCUAUGACCAAAGACAACAACCGUUUGGGACAGUUUGAUCUAUCAGGAAUCCCACCUGCUCCGAGAGGUGUUCCACAGAUCGAGGUCACAUUCGAUAUGGACGCAAAUGGAAUCCUUAACGUAUCAGCUAAGGAGAAGAGUACCGGUAAGGAGAAGAACAUCACGAUUAAGAAUGACAAAGGUCGACUCAGUCAGGCGGAUAUCGAUCGAAUGUUGUCGGAAGCUGAGAAGUUCCGCGAGGAAGAUGAAAAACAGCGAGAACGAAUCUCCGCCAGGAAUCAGCUCGAAGGUUAUUGCUUCCAACUGAAACAGUCGUUGGAGUCUGCCGGCGAAAAACUGAGCGAGUCGGACAAGAGCACCGUUCGAAACAAAUGUGACGAGACACUCCGAUGGCUGGACGGAAAUACGAUGGCUGAUAAGGACGAGUUCGAGCACAAAAUGCAGGAACUGAGCCGAGUUUGCAGUCCGAUCAUGACUCGGUUGCAUCAAGGCGCCGCUGGUGGUGCAGGUCCAGAAGGUGCAUCUAGCUGUGGGCAGCAAGCUGGUGGAUUCGGAGGGCGAACGGGGCCCACGGUAGAAGAGGUUGACUAAAAGAUUGAAAACAAAGCUUAAGUAGUUAUUUUGAAAAGACUGAUGAAUGAUUGAUGGCCAUAGUAUGAGUAGUGCUUCUUUUCGAGCAGAAAAUGAGUAUUAUUAAUAUUAAAUCUAGUAUGUUCCAAUGAUGAUUGAAUCAAUUAAUGUAAGCAAGUAGUAAAAUAAAUGAGUUAAG
Molecule: messenger RNA, 2303 nt
Organism: Topomyia yanbarensis
Lineage: Eukaryota; Metazoa; Arthropoda; Insecta; Diptera; Culicidae
Product: heat shock protein 70 B2
Exons: 1
Coding region: 200-2125 (641 amino acids)
Biological process (GO): protein refolding; cellular response to unfolded protein
Cellular component (GO): cytoplasm
Molecular function (GO): misfolded protein binding; ATP hydrolysis activity; ATP-dependent protein folding chaperone
Source: RefSeq, a predicted model, not a curated record